This is a messenger RNA of Paramuricea clavata, 2204 nucleotides long. The record is from the annotation of a GenBank genome assembly. NCBI's taxonomy places the organism in Eukaryota, Metazoa, Cnidaria, Anthozoa, Malacalcyonacea, Plexauridae.
GUCGACUGUAUACGAAGAUAGUGGCAAAGGUUCUGAGUUGACUAUAAAAGUGAGUUUGAUGUGUAUUUUUUUGCUGUUUUUCACCGGUUUUGUUAUAUGUAAUGGUGAAAGUAGGCAAUUUUCUAAAUGUAUGUGCUAUUCAUGUUAUUUUAGGGCAAAGUUUACUUGGUUUUUGCCCGUCGUUAAACGAUGUGGCGCUCUGCUUUGUGCGUCAGAUCAUGGCCAGUCCUGAGCAACUCUGCACGAUGUCUGCCAAAGUUAACAACAGGUAAGCCAUCAUGCACGUUAACAAGACUCGUUGAAUUUUCUAGAAGUAGGUUUGGUUACGUUUCCUGUAUUGGCGUGGUAUCUGUGUUUAUUACGUAUAUAAGUGAGUCAUGAGUGUAAACAAUGCACUAUAAUAUUUAAAAGUGGACCAUAGAUCAUAAUCAUUUCAUUUAUACGCAGCCAGAAAUCUCACAGGUCUGUCGCAAGCUGUUGAUUUUACCGGCUUGCGGCAACUUGUCAACAAGUCGCGGCAGGUCUGUUGGUUUCGUCAGGCGGUAACAGGCUUGCGGGAACAGGUCUGUCGCAAGCUGUUGACAACAGAGCCGUAGCACAGAAUAAAGGCAUACAGAAGUGUAACUUCCAUUACAAAACCGUAAGGCGCUUUUUACCGAAAUAGCUGGCGGCCAUGUUCUUAGCAAGUGCCCUAAAGAAAGGCAUUUACCCCCCUGGAAUAUUAAAUUUUCAAUAUGUUUUCAGGGGGGUGACUGCCUCUCUUUAGGGCACUUGCUAAGAACAUGGCGGACUGAAAAAAUCCCUUACGCACUUUUAAUAAGAAGAUACACUUCUGUAUGUCUUUAUUCUGUGGCCGUAGCGACUUGUUGAAACAACCAGCUACAAACCUGUUACUAACAAGAGAUAACAGGUCUGAUAGAACAACUUGCAGCAAGUCUGUUGAAAUCAACAGGUCUGUUCCAACUUGUUCCAACAGACCUGUCGCGAGUUGUUUUUGUCAAGUCUGUGCAAGCUUGUUAUCAGACCUGCGAAACCUGUCCACAACAAACAAUUUUUGUCCUGUCACAACAAGUUUCAACAAGCCUGUUGUAGGGAAACAAAUCGAAAAUGUGAGUGAAGAGAAAAAUCGCACGAAAUGGACACUUCCGGCUUUACUUUCUCAUUCAAUCAUUGGACGAAGUAUUACAAACAUAUCAAUCAUGUUUAGUUGUUUUUGAAUUUUGACUGAGCCAAACAAAAUUUCAACAGCUGCCUCAAGCAAAAUCAAACAAGUUCAAAGCUGUUUUGAUUUUUUGAGAAACUGUGGCAAUGAGAGCACAAGAUCUAGAGCUUAAGAAAUGAAAAAUACAUGAACAACCGAGUGUUCACUGCAAUGUUCUUCAUUGUUGAUACGAAUAUGAAAUUCGUUAUAUAAUUUAUUUCCAAUGUCAAGUGAAAUCUGUGAGUGAGGAAGAUGCCUUAUUGAAGCUUUGUGUUAUUGUAUGUACUAUUUUGAAGAAAAAUAUGCAAGUAGGUUGUCAUAUUUCAGUCGUACUUAAAAUUAAAGACCAAUUAAUUUUGAAAAUUGUUUACGGUAAGAACCUUUCUUUAAUUUGUCGUAUUUUUUCGGCUGUUUUGCUCAAAAUUUAUCUCGCAAGUUUGUUUAUAAGUGUUUAUAUGAAAGUCUUGCUAUUUCAUGAAACACUACAACCGAAAUAUGGCAACCUGUUUGGCCGUUUUUUGUUCAAUAUAGUGGAUACACAAGCUUCAUAAGGUGCUUUCCUCGGUUUGCAACAGGUCUGUCACAAGUUGUUGAAAACAGCAUUGCUGCAGCUCUGUCUCAACAACUUGCAACAGGCCUGUUGAAAACAGCAUUGCUGCAGCUCUGUCACAACAGCUUCUAACAGACCUGUUGACAGGCCGUUGCGGACCAGGUUUUAACAGAUCUGUUGCAGAUGUGUUCCGACUUGUGCGAAAUUGGCUGUGUACUAGUGUUAUGCUGUGUACAUUAUUAUGUUUUAGUUAAUAACUAUAGUGCUGAUGCAGCACCAGAGAAAAUUGAAGUGUUUGUUGAUGAUCAGAAGGUGUUGGUAGAUCCUGGUACAACCAUACUCCAGGUAAGCUGGAAUAGAUGCAUGUAGCUAAUGGGCUGUUAAUGCAAUGUAUGAAUAUGAAUGAUGUUCCCUGAGGGUGUCCUCAAGGCCAAAACUUUGGUAUUACGGUUG